AUGAUUUACAAUUUCAAUAUAAAAAUGUUAUAUCUCUUUCUCAUUCUACUUUUAUUGAUUUUCACAUCACCAGGUUUAGGUCAUCGUUGUUAUGUGUGUAGUAAGUGUCAAGACCCUUUCAGAUAUCAGGAUACUGAGAAACAAACUGGUUGUACCUUCUGUUCAACAAUAAGAACAUAUGUACAAGAUAAACUACAAGUGACCAGUCGUAGUUGUGUUCCGGUUUGCGUUGAAGCUGAUGCCAGGAGAUCCGGGUCAGGAAUUGUUACAUCGUGUUGUCAAGACGAUUUAUGCAAUUCUAGUAGAAAAACACAAAUAUCCAUGACUGUAAUCUUAUCUUCAUUACUUUUCAUACUACCAUUGUUAUCAACUUACUUUUAA
Molecule: messenger RNA, 381 nt
Organism: Schistosoma margrebowiei
Lineage: Eukaryota; Metazoa; Platyhelminthes; Trematoda; Strigeidida; Schistosomatidae
Source: the annotation of a GenBank genome assembly